Messenger RNA from Dujonia railenensis, 822 nucleotides. NCBI's taxonomy places the organism in Eukaryota, Fungi, Ascomycota, Pichiomycetes, Serinales, Debaryomycetaceae. The record is from the annotation of a GenBank genome assembly.
AUGGCCGAAAUUCAUGUAGAGAAGGCAGAGGAGCCAGACACGUCAGGCGGAAGUCCAACAGACUCGAAAACUGUGAGUCCAGAUGUAGAAAUGGAAGACGUACAAGAUGAUAGUAUCACAGAGGAUGCGACAGCAGCCGGAGAUGAGAAUACUCUAGGCGAAGGAAUAGACAUCGUAGCGGAAGGUGAAGCUAAAAAGAACGGAGAAGAAACUGAGGAGAAAGAAGUAGAAGAAGACGAGGAGGAGGAAGAAGAGGAAGAAGAGGAAGAAUCUUUAACUCUUCCACUUUCCAAGAUAAAGAAAAUCUUUAAAAUGGAUGCCGACUACAUAGCGGCCUCUCAAGGUGCAGUGUAUGCCACUGGAUUGGCCACGGAAUUGUUCAUACAGUACCUCGUAGAACAAGCAUCAUCUUUGGCCAAAAGAAGCAAAAGAAAGAAGAUCAUGUACAGCGAUUUCAGUGACGCUGUAAAGGGCCACGAUUCGUUGAUAUUCUUGAAAGAUACUGUGCCAGAGAAGCAAAAGCUUGCAGAUCUUUUGGCCAGAAACAUUAUCGAUUCCACCGGGCGCCCUACAGAGUUGAACCCUGCUACUGCGCACACAGACAUAAUUGAAAAGGAAGAUACUGGGAAUGGCAAGGUGUCCGGCGGAAGUAAAGCUAAAAAUGGUAAGAAUUCUUCUAAACCGCUUAUAAAGGGCCAACAGACACUUAACUUUUCCAAUGUCAAGAAAGACAAACCAAUUAAGAAGGCAGUCAUACACGACUUGAUAGCGAACGAUAUAGAUGAUGAACCUGCUACGAAAGAUGUUGUAAUGAUAGAAUAA